UUGACUUCAACAAACAGAUCAGCAAAUAGAUAUUCGACGAUUUUUGGAAAAAAAUAUCGCAGAAUUCAUCCAACACCAUCCGGUGUGUGGGUUUUGUUGUGCAUCUGGCGAACAGGUUAGCGCUUUGAUGCGUAGAGCAUUUUGCGUUGUGAUCGAGUUAUACUUCAUGUAAAUUCGGUAGAUUUUGAAUGCUGUAAACAUAAAUUUAUCGGUAGUGCACCUGAAAGAUGUCUGAAUACGUACACAACAUGAACGACGCCGUGCUGGAUCUAACCAAAAGAGCAUUCGAGACGAUGGGAUUUAAGAUGUACGAUCAAAACGGCUUACACUGCAAUUCAUUGAAACACCUAAUUAUAGCGCCCAAUGUUAUUGUGAAGAACCUCAAGCCACCGUCCUUGUUGCCUGUGUCUGAUGCUACACUUAGAGACAUGUUUGACAUUCCGGAUUACGAAGAGGGCGACCUGUACAAAAGCAAUAUGGCACGUAUUUCGUGCGUUCAGCUUCAGAUUAAAUCGCUGAUGGAAAUUGUUCACCAUUUUGAGGAGGAGCUCGUAUCUGAAAAUCCGUAUGCAGCCUUUGAGAUGCAUACUAAAGAACAAAUCAAAAACCAAGAAUGUGUGGUGCUAAAAAUCAGCAAAAGCUCUCAACGCGAACACAACACAAUUCGCCGUAACCUAUCAAAACAGCAGAAAACGGCGACGUCAAACAAUCCGACGCAGAGUGUCGAGAUAUCGAAUCCAACGAAGGACGAGUUGCUAGCAACAAAGCGCCAAGAUGCGAUGCGCGAGUUUCAGUUGUUGGUGCAACUCGUAAAAUACAUUAUCACAGAAUUGGUGAGCACAGAGUUGGUGAACAAGCAAAAUGUGAUAGCAAGCCUGCGCACUAUUCGGCAUUCCUACGAAAGAUCCGAGGAGCGCCAGAAACCAAUAGCAAAUCAGAUUUCGGUCGUUAAUUCAUCACAAAUUCACCAUAGUCAAAUAGCAGCAACCUCCAAAAACCAGGGCAAUUCGAUGUCAUCAACAGAGCAAUCGGAAAACAGUCAUGUAGCUUCCACUUCAAAGAAGCCUAGAAAAAAUGAAGAAAACAAUACAGAGGAGUUCCACCUUUUUUAGACAUCAAAACAGGAAAUACGAAAUAAAACAUCGGUUGUUUCGGGAAAUAAAAUGUAAUGCUAUAUGAACUUAAAAAAAUUUGAGUUCAAGAUUGGUUCAAAGAAAUCACUAUACUAAAUUGGUUACUUCAAUGUCGAAUUAUUC
Messenger RNA from Anopheles cruzii, 1256 nucleotides. RefSeq lists its product as uncharacterized. The transcript has 2 exons. Bases 228 to 1112 code for a protein of 294 amino acids. The record is from RefSeq and is a predicted model, not a curated record. Lineage: Eukaryota; Metazoa; Arthropoda; Insecta; Diptera; Culicidae.